Molecule: messenger RNA, 664 nt
Organism: Geodia barretti
Lineage: Eukaryota; Metazoa; Porifera; Demospongiae; Tetractinellida; Geodiidae
Source: the annotation of a GenBank genome assembly
UCUUUUUUCAGAUCCCCGUGUCAAAGACUGGAUGUGGAUGCAGUCCCCGUUCCCCACCAUCGUCAUGGCAACGCUCUACCUGUUGUUUGUGCGGGUUGCCCCCGGUUACAUGAAGGACAGGGAGCCGUACCAAAUGAAGGCCUUCCUCUUUGUCUUCAACACAGCUAUUGUCCUUCUCAACGCUUACCUAACCAAGGAGAUGAUAGAGGGUAUGUUUGGUGCUGGUACAACUGGAUCUGCACACCCAUGGCGUACUCCUAUCACCCUUCUCAGAUGAAGAUAGCUAGAGCUCUGUGGUGGUACUACAUGUCCAAAUGCAUCGAAUUCCUAGACACUGUGUUCUUCAUUCUGAGGAAGAAGGACAGCCAGGUGACGUUUCUCCACGUCUAUCACCACACCUCCAUGUUCCUCCUCUGGUGGAUCGGGGUUAAAUGGGUCGCCGGAGGACAAUCUGUGCUGGGAGCUCUAAUAAACACAGUGGUUCACGUGGUGAUGUACACCUACUACGCCCUCAGUUGCCUCGGACCCAGCGUCCAGAAAUACCUGUGGUGGAAGAAACACAUCACCCAUAUCCAACUGGAGAUGUCCAUCCAAGAACGAGAGAAGAGAGAAAGGAGGAAGAGAGAAAGGAGGGAGGAGGGGAAUGUGGAAGGGAGAAGGGGGA